GUUUGGAUAAAAAAUAACAUAAUAAAACAAUUCCUAAAAAUAAAACAAAAAACUGAAAAACCAGACGAGAAUUUUCCUAUCUCUUUCUCUUUGUAUUGCAGUCUGCCAAACGGAACAAUUUACCACUCUCCCAAUAAGGAAAUUCUUCUUCAGUCCAGUGAUAGUAUUAUAGUGGAGAGUCGAAAAGUGUUUGGUUUGGUUAUCUUAACAUGGGUCCAUUUACACUGGCUGUUGACACCAAGAGCUCUUCUCUAGUAUCUUCUGAUGUAUCAAAUAGGAAGAUUAAAAACUUACAGCUGCAAACAAAGAAGUGCUUUGCAUCAGUCAGCAUGGAAGAGGAAAAGCCUUUUGAUUUUCUUCGUAUUUUAUUUGAGGGAAUCAUAGCCGGAGGUACAGCUGGUGUUGUGGUUGAAACUGCUUUAUACCCAAUUGAUACAAUAAAGACACGGCUGCAGGCAGCUCGCGGUGGAGGUAAAAUAGUUUUGAAGGGGCUUUAUUCAGGAUUAGCUGGUAAUCUUGCUGGUGUCCUACCGGCUUCUGCUUUGUUUGUAGGUGUGUAUGAACCUACUAAGCAGAAACUAUUGAAGCUCUUCCCAGAAAAUCUUAGUGCCGUUGCUCACUUGACUGCAGGAGCCAUAGGAGGAAUUGCCGCUUCACUUAUUCGUGUUCCAACUGAGGUUGUAAAGCAAAGGAUGCAGACUGGGCAGUUUACUUCUGCAUCUAAUGCUGUUCAUGUUAUUGCAUCAAAGGAGGGAUUUAAGGGCCUCUAUGCGGGUUAUGGAUCUUUUUUAUUACGAGAUUUGCCAUUUGAUGCCAUUCAAUUCUGCAUCUACGAGCAAAUUAGAAUUGGUUACAAGGCAGCGGCUCGAAGAGAUUUAAAUGAUCCUGAGAAUGCUAUUAUUGGUGCUUUUGCUGGUGCGUUGACUGGAGCAAUAACAACUCCCCUGGAUGUUAUUAAAACGAGGUUAAUGGUUCAGGGAUCAGCAAACCAGUACAAGGGAAUCUUUGAUUGUGUUCAAACUAUUCUUAGGGAGGAAGGCCCCUCUGCUCUUCUUAAGGGCAUUCAGCCAAGAGUGUUGUGGAUCGGUAUUGGCGGUUCAAUCUUUUUUGGCGUCCUCGAAAGCACGAAACGACUACUUGCAGAGAGGCGUUCCAAACCCACUCAGCAAUCAAAGCAUGAUUAACUCCUUUUACCGAUCUCAGAUGUUUCUGAGUUUUAAGUUGUUUUCUGUUUUAACUUCUUUAAAAGUUCCUUCAGAAGGGGGAAAAUGUUAAUGGAGAAGAAAGCAUUUUGUAAGGAUCGAUUUUCGUUUAACAAGAAAAAUGAUUUUUUUUUAUUACCUAA
Gossypium raimondii (Peruvian cotton) is the source of this 1345-nucleotide messenger RNA. RefSeq names its product S-adenosylmethionine carrier 1, chloroplastic/mitochondrial. The transcript has 13 exons. Gene Ontology annotation, cellular component: mitochondrial inner membrane. Gene Ontology annotation, biological process: transmembrane transport. The coding region runs from base 210 to 1184 and encodes 324 amino acids. Gene Ontology annotation, molecular function: S-adenosyl-L-methionine transmembrane transporter activity. Lineage: Eukaryota; Viridiplantae; Streptophyta; Magnoliopsida; Malvales; Malvaceae. The record is from RefSeq and is a predicted model, not a curated record.